GUACUUAUAGUAAAAUAGUUGAACCUGAAGUUCUGUUUAACAGCUUUGUGCAGGACUCGAGAACAUGCACAAUUUAGAUCCACCAUAUGCUCAUAAUGAUGUCAAGCCUGGUAAUGUCCUCAUAACUCAUGGGAAAGGACAACCACCACUAGCCAUAUUGAUGGAUUUUGGCAGUGCUCUGCCUGCAAGGAGGCAGAUUCAAUCUCGUUCUGAGGCACUACAAUUGCAGGUGUUUUUUUUGUUCCCCCAGUCAAACACAGACACACACAUGCAAUGCAUCAGUUACCCUACUAUGAAUGACAUUCAUCCAAUGCUUUGGUAUUUGUAUGAGGAAUGGGCAUCUGAGCAUUGUUCAUCACCUUUUCGAGCUCCUGAGUUGUGGGAUUGUCCAAGUAAUGCAGAUAUCGAUGAGAGAGCUGAUAUUUGGUCAUUAGGAUGCACUUUAUAUGUGAUAAUGCGAUAAUGUUUUUUACCAUGUGAUUUAAGAUUUAUUAGUUUAAGUUUUCGGGUCUUUGUCUCCUGAGAGCUAUAAUAUAAUUUGAUGACAGUGUUGAAUGUUUUAAACUAAUUUGUGGAUUAUUAAUACAAUGUUGAAUGCUUUUUACUUUUUGUUA
This is a messenger RNA of Humulus lupulus (European hop), 614 nucleotides long. RefSeq lists its product as uncharacterized. Gene Ontology annotation, biological process: protein phosphorylation. The record is from RefSeq and is a predicted model, not a curated record. Lineage: Eukaryota; Viridiplantae; Streptophyta; Magnoliopsida; Rosales; Cannabaceae. Bases 65 to 463 code for a protein of 132 amino acids. Gene Ontology annotation, molecular function: ATP binding; protein serine/threonine kinase activity. The transcript has 2 exons. Gene Ontology annotation, cellular component: cytoplasm.